This is a messenger RNA of Lycium barbarum (goji berry), 1179 nucleotides long. RefSeq lists its product as uncharacterized. The transcript has a single exon. The record is from RefSeq and is a predicted model, not a curated record. Lineage: Eukaryota; Viridiplantae; Streptophyta; Magnoliopsida; Solanales; Solanaceae. The coding region runs from base 431 to 835 and encodes 134 amino acids.
AAGGCCUCCUUACCCAAAUUUUAUUCAUUCCUGGGCUUAAGGGUGGAGGAUUCUAUGCAUCUCAUCACAACAACCUUGACGGUAACAGACUUGAUUCUGAAAAUUCAAUGUUUGGAAUGCAAGUAUCAAACCAAAGACCCUCUUUAACAAAAUAAAAAAACUAUCUAGAUGUCUUGUUGUAGUCUUUUCUGACUCGGUCAAAUUUGACUUAGUUUUCACAGUUCAUUUGCUUGUCAAGUUAAACCACACGUUUGGGAAGAAGAAAUCUUCUUUCAAUCCCCUAUAUAUGUAUAAGAACAACCAAACAAGAUUACCCAAAUUAAAACAAGGCCAAAGCUUCAUUUAACAAUCAUCAUAUAUGCACCGUUAAUUCUGCUCCCCUUGAAAUAAAAAAAAUUAGCUAGCUGAAACAAAAACAACAAGAGAAAAUAUGUCCACAGGUGACUUGUAUGAUACCAAAGAAACAAGAAAUAUGCCAUCAGAGGCAAGCGCGAGUAAUAGUACUGGAAAUGAUUUUGACCAUGACCACAAUAAUAAGAACGAAGAUCGGCAGCUUGAUCCGUGGCUGGUGGAACUCUUGGAAUCUCUGAGGGAAAUCUAUAUGAAAAGAAGUGAAUUGUUUAAGAAAAUGAAUUAUGAAGAACCUGUGGAGGUGUUAAAGAAAUUGAAGGUUGCUAUAAGAAAGAAGAAGAAGUUGAAAACUCAAACUACCAUAAAGAGAAGUUUGAGUGUUGGAGAUGAGAUGAGACAUGAAAGGUUCAAGAUCAAGACUCCUGUUGUCAUAGUGGCUGGACCAAAAGGUCAAGGUGGCCAAGACAAAAAUGGCUCAAAUUAGGAGUGUACAAAGAAAACCGACAAAUCUCACUAAACUGGUAAUUCGAUUCAAACCGAGAAAAAAAACCGACUAGUGGUUUGGUUUGACUUGGUUGGGUGUUGACGAAAAAAACCCGAUCAUAAUUGGUUUGGUUUUAACUGAAAAAAGUCAAACCAAACCGACAUUACAUGUAUACAACGUUUUAGAAAUAUUUUAUACAUAAAAAUAUUUAUUUGUAAUGUAAUUUACAAAUAUUUCUAAAACUUUUACAUAGUCUUUGUCUUUUAACAUAUUAGUUUAAGCUUGGACUUAGAAUUUUGAAUGAUCAAUAAGUUUUAUAGCUCAUGAAUGUUAGUACGUAAUUC